CGUCAACCGGGAAGUGGCCAUCUAUCAUAACAAAACAUGGAAACUUCUUGCGUGAACAGAUUUGAUUCUCUUAUUUUAUUCCAAGAUUGUGAAUAUUUUUGUACUUAAAAUCAGUUCUCCAGUAAAAUAAUUCUGUUUGUUAGAAAUUAUAGCUGUAAAAGUACUUAAUGCGUUGUACUCCAUCGAGAUGGUGAUAUCGUCCGAUCACGAGCGCAAUGGAAUUGCGGAUUUUUUCACCCAAACCGAUCCCGAGGUGCGGAAAGUCACACUAACCAUAGGGAAUAUCAUCUCUAAAAAUACUAUCAAGGAGAUUACGCUUGAGAAAUCACUGAAUGUCAUGCUCGACAACUGCCGUGAUGCCACUUCACUGCUCUCGAAGAACAUCGUGAAACCCGAAUUCAUCUACAGAUAUCUGCAGAGCUACAACAUACAACUCCCACCGGAGAGUACAAAAGCAGGCUUGAUAAAGCAGUGCAUCAACUUUUGGCGAGUCAAAUAUGGAGCGCCAGCUGGGAGCACACCGAGUUCCGACCCCCAGACGAUUGUCCUUCCGUCUACGUCAGCAGAAUCUAGCUCUUCCAAUAGCACCAUGCAAAAUCUCGUAGCAACUGGUGGACCUAUGGGAAAUCAAACAAAUGGCCCAGGAUAUGACACAACCGAUCCGGGACAGGAGCAAUACCCCGUCAAUCUGUUGGCACUAGACUACACGACAUGGUUUUAUCUCAAAUGGAAUCGUAACUCGUUGGAUGAGAGCGCUUUCUGGUCCGAUGCCAUGUGUUCAGUGAUGCUCGAAAUAAGCGAAAGUCAGCAAGGAGUCGAGGAAGUCCGAGGGCACAGGGAUAUUAUGAAUCUGAUUUUGAGCCUCAAGUUCCAGUACAGUUUUCAAUUAGUUCCCAACAUAAUGUUCGAUGGUUGCCAGGGUCGAAUAUCGGAGAACGGAGUGCUGGUGUUGACGGUAGGGGUGGUUCACAACGACCGGAGGGGACUCGACAAUCGAUUGACGACACUGGGAGAGUUUGAAAGCAUGAUUGGAUUACGGAGAGAUCCCUCCGAAAACAAUAACUGGAAAAUCACUAUGUACAAGCUAUACAUACGGUAUAAACACGUGGACAAUUUACCUGCCUUAUCGAAUAGUAAGAUGCUUACCGAGUGCCUGUUGAUACCGCUCACAUUGGAUAGCGUUUGAGUGCCAUUUGGAGGGAUGCUUCUAUUGCUACAUAAAGCUGAAAGAUUAUUAUGCAUAGUGAUGCGAUUUUUUGAAUAUCGAACAAGAAUUAUUUUUCAUGAUGAAUGCGACACAAUACAUAUUGUUAUUUGUUCAAAUCAAAAAUUAUUCCAUGAUAUCCGAAAUGUCUUGGAAUGAAAACUAAUGUAUACAUACAGUAUUGAACAUAUGCAACGUGUGGACUUAACACAAAGUGUCUACAAAACAUUUAUUUUUCAAAAACUAUAUGCAAUCAUCGUCAUGAGACGCCGGAUUACGUGUCUAGUUGCGGUUAACGCACAUAGGGGCAAUAUGAGCUACUCUCAUUUUGAGCUUAUUGACAAGUUUUAUCAUGUAAAAGUUAUAUGAUCUUUAGGAGAAUGCUCUACAUAUGCCUCAACCUGAAAACUGCAUUAAAAUUCAAUUCGAACAUGAAAAUACCCUUGAAAAUGUAAAUUUUUACAGCAUAUGUAAAAUUAUUAUAAGAUUUGAAGUUUAUAAAUAAGGUUUUGACACAAAACUGAUUAAAAUACAGGUCAAAAAUACAUCACAAUCAAAAGAUCCAAUAUAAUUGAAUAUUGUGCACACAUGUUUGUACUGAUACAAAUCUCAAUUUAUCAUAAAACUUUUUUUUCAAAAGCGGUUUCUAUGGGGCAUCAUGGGCAUACCUGCACAGAGCAAGAUAUCAUGCCUUAAUAUGCGAACAAGUUCAAAUUUCAGUUUGCAAAUACAAGAAUAUUAUCAUCUAUAUAAAAUUCAUUACGGAAAAAUUACAACACCGCAUUUACUGCGAUCGAAACAUAAAAAAUGACCAAUGAUCAAUUGAAAUAUGGCUGUUCAAACAGUGAAGAGUGGCGCAAAUCGGUUCGGUCUGCUGUUGUGCGGUUUUUUAAUUUUAUUUGGUAUGGAAUACUCUAAA
Armigeres subalbatus is the source of this 2123-nucleotide messenger RNA. RefSeq lists its product as uncharacterized. The transcript has 2 exons. Lineage: Eukaryota; Metazoa; Arthropoda; Insecta; Diptera; Culicidae. The record is from RefSeq and is a predicted model, not a curated record. Bases 188 to 1186 code for a protein of 332 amino acids.